Messenger RNA from Hevea brasiliensis (rubber tree), 1698 nucleotides. Its product is annotated as putative ALA-interacting subunit 2. The transcript has 9 exons. The coding region runs from base 392 to 1444 and encodes 350 amino acids. Lineage: Eukaryota; Viridiplantae; Streptophyta; Magnoliopsida; Malpighiales; Euphorbiaceae. The record is from RefSeq and is a predicted model, not a curated record. Gene Ontology annotation, cellular component: endoplasmic reticulum; plasma membrane; Golgi apparatus.
GCUAUUAUUUCUGUUCUUGAUCGUCCCUGUCUGUUUCUAUCAACAGAGGAAACAAGUGUGGUGUCGUCCAGCCUAGGAACAAAAUAAACGACGUAUCGUUUACCAUAUAAUAACUUUAUCUUCUCUAAACGGCAUGCUAUUUUUAAAAAGUGGAUGACAUGGAGGGUACGAAACGCAGAUUCCGAAAUUCUCGACCGAGGCAAUCCCUCGCUUCUUCUCCAAAUCACAGACCCCAACAGCUUCUCAUCUUUGUUUCCGGCGAUUUAUAUUAGUUUUUCCUUCACGCUUGUAUAAAUAAAGUGGACUUCUUAUUUGAUUAUUGUUGGACAUCAAGGAUUUCUCUCAAAGGAUUUGGAUACGAGCACGUUGUUAUUGCUGAAGUUUGGAAUUGAUGGAUGUCGAUGGCGGGGAAAGUUCCUCAUCAGAUUCCAUAAGUGUUCGAUCAAUUCCAAUACAUUCUAGGCAAUCUGAAGAUUUUCUUUAUAAGUUCAAACAGCAAAAUAUUCCAGCUUGUAAACCUGUCUUAACACCAGCAUGGGUUAUUGCUACACUUUUAUUGCUGGGUUUUUUUUUCAUUCCCAUUGGGCUUGUCACUCUUCGUACUUCUCGUGGUGUUGUUGAAAUCGUGGACCGAUAUGAUGCAGAUUGUGUACCUGAGGCAUUUAAAGGCAAUAAGGUGUCAUAUAUCAAGGAUACUUCAGUUCCCAAAAAUUGCACCCUUGUCUUGAAGGUGCAUAAGCAUAUGAAGGCUCCUAUCUACGUAUAUUAUCAGCUUGAUAAUUACUAUCAAAAUCACCGAAGGUACGUCAAAAGUAGAAGUGAUCAACAGCUCUUACAUGGACUAAAGUACAAUGACACGAGCUCCUGUAAACCUGAAGAGUCCAACAAUGGUCUUCCUAUUGUCCCUUGUGGGCUGAUAGCAUGGAGUUUGUUCAACGAUACGUACAAAUUUAUUCGCGGGACAGCAGAAUUGAGGAUCAACAGGAAGAACAUUGCAUGGAAAAGUGACCGUAACCACAAAUUUGGGAAGCAUGUAUAUCCCUUCAAUUUCCAGAGUGGGACCUUGAUUGGUGGUGGAAAGCUAGAUCCUAAUGUCCCUCUAGGUGAUCAAGAAGAUCUUAUUGUAUGGAUGCGUACUGCUGCCCUUCCUAGCUUCCGAAAGCUGUAUGGUAGAAUUGAAGAAGAUUUGGAUGCAGACGAUGUUAUACUUGUUCACCUGAUGAACAAUUACAAUACAUACAGCUUUGGAGGGAAAAAGAAGCUUGUCAUUUCAACGUCAAGCUGGUUGGGAGGAAAGAACGACUUCCUUGGUGUUGCCUAUAUCUUUGUUGGCUCUUCUGCCAUAAUCCUUGCUCUCUUUUUCUUAUUGCUUCAUGUGAAAAACCCAAGGCCAUAUGGUGACACAGCUUACUUAUCCUGGAACAGAAAAGGAAUUUCUAGUUGAGAAGGUGACAUUCAAAAUUCGAGUUAAAACGGUUCCUGUUGAUCUCACUAGAUUGUGUAAAAUUUGAAAUUCUGGAGUGAAGCUCAUUUUGUUAUUUGAUUCAAAAGAAUUAAAGCAUCUUGUUGAUUACACUGUACACAGUACUCUUCAUAGGAAACUGAUCUUAGAUGAACAUCCCAAUUACAUUACGUGAAUGUUGAAACUUGUAAAGUUAUUUUGUUUGAUGAAUAUAUUAAGGGAAAUUUCCUAUUUCA